AACUUUUACCCAAUGACAUGCCCUUUGGCGCAAUUUUGCUUCUGUAGCUGUGUCUGAGUUUCCCCUGUCUCUCUGCUCUCGGCCUCUCUCUGCCGUGCCGUCGAUUGCUGCAGCGAGUUUGGUAAGAGAAAGGAGAGGGAGAAGAGAAGAAGAAAAUGAAGGCCUUGCAGUUCUUAUGAACCGUGGAGUUGUUUUGGGUUUCUCUUGCCGGAGACGGGAUCUCUUAACUUAUUUUCUGCUCCUCUUCAUCCCCUUAGAUUACUCUCUCCACUAAGCAGAGUCCUCAUUGAGAAAUUAAUUUUCAAUAUCCACAAAAUGGUGUCGGCGAAUGCGCCGGGGGAUUUGUCGUCGGAGAUGGACGCGGAUGCCUCGAGACGCCUCUUCCCUCUUCGCUAUUACGAGUGUCAUCUUCUUCAAUCCAUACGCCCUGAUGGCAGGCCCCUCGGAAGAGCUAGAGAUACGACUAUCUCCCUUGGGGCUGUUGCUUCUGCUGAUGGGUCAGCUAUGACAAAGAUCGGUUGCACAACCAUGCUGGCUGCCAUCAAAAUGGAAAUCAUGACCCCUUCAAUGGAGUCACCGGAGGAGGGCUGCAUAGCUAUUGAUUUCCACAUGCCCCCAAUUUGUUCCCAAAUUGUUAGGCCUGGGAGGCCAGCUGAAGCAGCUCCAGUUAUUUCAAAACAGUUAUCUGACACGAUUUUAAGUUCUGGCAUGGUUAAUUUGAAGGAAUUAUCCCUUGUCGGUGGGAAGGCUGCAUGGAUGGCAUACUUGGACAUAUACUGUUUGGAUGCUGAUGGUGCUCUUUUUGACGCUGCUUUACUUUCAGCCGUUGCUGCCUUAACUCAUUUGCGAAUUCCAGAGGUUUCUCUAAAUGAGGAUGGAAGAGUUGUUAUUUAUCAGGAACAUGAAAGGAAAUUAGAGAAGGAGCCAGUCAACAAAGAGAGGAGAAAGCUCAAACUGAGUAGCAUUCCCUUUUCAUUAACAUGCAUACUUCAUAAAAACUACAUCUUGGCAGACCCUACUGCAGAGGAAGAGGCUGUCAUGGAAACUUCUGUAACUGUGGUCUUGGAUCCAUCUAGUCAACUUGUGUCUCUUUAUAAGCCAGGUGGGCCAGUCCUAGCCUAUACAUCAGCUGUUCAGGAUUGUGUUGCAUUGACAAGACACAGGUUGAAGGAACUCCAGAAGAUUUUAGAUGAAGCUAUUUUGGAUAUGGAGGUUGACUAGGUUCGAUCUCUAAUAUUUGAACAGAUUACCCAACAAUUAUAUUAGAUCAUUUAGCGGGCAAUCCAUUCUAUCUUCUUUUAAGACAAUAGAUUGGGAUAUCGAUUCUUGGUACAUGACAAGUUUGGCAACGUUGUCAGCUGAGUUUGUUCUCCAUAUUUUUUGGAACAUUAGUCCAUAUUAGUAGGUAAGAAUGGAAUGGAGUUGAAUAUGUUAAUCUCUACAUGUUUUUCAUAUUUCCUUUUGCGAACCGAACCAAAAGUGAUGUUUAACUGUCAGCUACUUUUAACUCGGAAUAUAGGAUGGUAAUGGUAGACCACAUAUUGCCAUUGCUUCAGUAUCGGCAAAA
Molecule: messenger RNA, 1567 nt
Organism: Malania oleifera
Lineage: Eukaryota; Viridiplantae; Streptophyta; Magnoliopsida; Santalales; Ximeniaceae
Exons: 8
Coding region: 316-1221 (301 amino acids)
Biological process (GO): exonucleolytic trimming to generate mature 3'-end of 5.8S rRNA from tricistronic rRNA transcript (SSU-rRNA, 5.8S rRNA, LSU-rRNA); U4 snRNA 3'-end processing; TRAMP-dependent tRNA surveillance pathway
Cellular component (GO): cytoplasmic exosome (RNase complex); nuclear exosome (RNase complex)
Source: RefSeq, a predicted model, not a curated record